Messenger RNA from Aspergillus mulundensis, 1098 nucleotides. RefSeq names its product NAD(P)-dependent alcohol dehydrogenase. Bases 1 to 1098 code for a protein of 365 amino acids. Gene Ontology annotation, biological process: D-sorbitol catabolic process. The transcript has 4 exons. NCBI's taxonomy places the organism in Eukaryota, Fungi, Ascomycota, Eurotiomycetes, Eurotiales, Aspergillaceae. The record is from RefSeq and is a predicted model, not a curated record. Gene Ontology annotation, molecular function: L-iditol 2-dehydrogenase (NAD+) activity; zinc ion binding.
AUGCCUGAAACAAACCCCUCAUUCGUCCUCCGCGCCGUCAAAGAGGUCACGUUCGAAGACCGAGAAAUCCCACCCCUAAAAGACCCAUGGGAUGUCCGCGUGCAAAUCGCCCAGACUGGGAUUUGCGGAAGCGAUGUGCAUUAUUGGCAGAGGGGACGGAUCGGAGACUUCAUCCUCGAGUCCCCAAUUGUCCUUGGCCACGAGAGCUCCGGUAUAGUGACGGAAGUCGGACCCGCGGUUAAGAAUUUGAAGGUUGGGCAGAAGGUUGCAGUUGAACCCGGGGUUCCUUGCAGACACUGCGACUACUGCCGCUCGGGCUCGUACAACCUCUGCCCGGACACCGUCUUCGCCGCGACACCGCCGCACGACGGGACGUUAUCAAAGUACUACACCACACAGGCGGACUACUGCUACCCAUUGCCAUACCACAUGGACCUAGAAGAGGGGGCCAUGGUCGAACCAGUCGCAGUGGCUGUGCAAAUCACAAAAGUCGGCAAUGUCCGGCCUAAUCAAACAGUCGUUGUCUUUGGCUGCGGACCCAUCGGGCUGCUUUGCCAGGCCGUGAGCAAAGCAUACGCGUGCAAGAAGGUAAUCGGCGUGGACAUUAGCCAGUCCCGGCUGGACUUCGCGCAGUCUUUCGGGGCUGACGGGGUGUUCCUCCCUCCACCUAAGCCAGAGGGCGUCGAAGAGACAGAGUGGAGCGAGAAGGUUGCUAGCAUGAUUAAAGAGAAAUUCGGGCUCGGCGAGGGGCCCGACGUUGUCCUUGAAGCGACGGGUGCACAGGCCUGUAUCCAGACCGGUAUUCACCUUGUGAAAAAGGGUGGGAUGUAUGUUCAAGCCGGGAUGGGGAAGGAGAAUGUUGUCUUCCCGAUUACGACGGCCUGUAUUCGGGAUUUGACGAUUCGGGGCAGUAUACGGUAUAGCACGGGGUGUUAUCCUGUUGCAGUGGAUUUGAUUUCGAGCGGGAAGAUCGAUGUGAAGAAGCUGAUCACGAAUCGGUUUGCCUUUGAGCAGGCGGAGGAGGCGUUUGAGCUUGUACGGCAGGGGAGGGAGAGUGUGAUUAAGGUUGUUAUUGCCGGGUAUCAGCAUAAGCAGUAG